Punica granatum (pomegranate) is the source of this 3081-nucleotide messenger RNA. The record is from RefSeq and is a predicted model, not a curated record. Lineage: Eukaryota; Viridiplantae; Streptophyta; Magnoliopsida; Myrtales; Lythraceae.
CCCUCCUCUCCCCUCCACACAAACUAACGGCAUAUUCCUCUCUCUCUCUCUCUCUCUCUCUCGUCGAGUGCUUUUUUCUCGGAGACAAAAGCUCCUAAAUAGGUUCGCUCAAUCCACAGCUGUUCUGUUGUUUCGCUUCGGGAUUUCCUAUGCGAUCGAAGCUUACAAACACUCCCCCGGCUGCUCCCCAGUCUCUGACGCUGUCGCCGGAUAUUUGCUGCUGCUUUUGACCUUGCCGGAGUCUGAGAUUUUUCCGAGUCCUUCGAUUGCCGAGAGGAAUGGUGGCGAAGAUGAUGAGGUGGCGCCCCUGGCCACCUCUGCCGACGAGAAAGUACGAGGUGAGGCUGGUGGUGAGGAGGCUGGAGGGGUGCGACCCCCUGCCGGAGGGGAGACUAGCUGUCGAGGUCCGGUGGAAGGGCCCCAAGGUGGCCCUGAUGAGCUCCCUGAGGCGGACUGCUGUGAAGAGGAACUUCACGCGGGAGGAAGGGUUGGGGGGAGAUGGCUUCGUCGUGUGGGACGAGGAGUUUGAGAGCCUAUGCGCUUUGUCGGCCUGCAAGGAGAAUGUCUUCCACCCCUGGGAGAUCGCUUUCACUGUCUUCAAUGGCCUUGACCAAGGGACGAAGAGCAAGGUACCUGUUAUUGGUACAGCUUCAGUAAAUCUUGCGGAAUACGCCUCUGUGGAAGUACAGAAGGAAUUUGAAUUGAGUAUUCCUCUCACAAUCCAGAAUAGUUCUUCAGAUACUCCUCCAUUGUUAAGCUUAUCUCUAAGCUUAGUGGAGCUGAGAACCUCUCAGGAGACUGUGGACCCAGAGCAGCGGUCAAUUGUUCCUAUUCGUGAUUCAUCAAGCAGUGGGGAACCUGUUGCAGCUGAAAAGGAUGAGCUCUCCACUCUAAAAGCCGGCCUUAGAAGGGUCAAAAUAUUUACGGAGUAUGUCUCUGUUAGAAAGGCGAAAAAACCCUGCUGCGAAGAAGAUUCCAGUGAGGGCCGUUACUCAGGUAAGAGCGAGGACGGAGAGUAUAGCUACCCUUACGACACUGAGUCACCCGAUGACUCCGAGGAAGGAGAGUCCGAGGAUGGAAAGGAGAGCUCCUCUGUGAGGAAGUCCUUUAGUUAUGGAACCCUUGCUUAUGUGAAUCAUGCUGGGGGCUCAUUCUGCUCAAACAGAAGGAUUGAUGGCGAAGAUGAGGACUGGGUUUACUAUAGUUACCGAAGAUCUGAUACGGGAAGCUCAUUGCAGAAUGAGGAUCCUGUUGCAUCGGCUUCUCAGCUGGCGCAUCUGAAUGGUUCAAAGCGUGGAAUAUUGUCUUGGAGGAAGCGGAAGCUUAAUUUCAGGUCCCCUAAGGCCAGGGGAGAGCCGCUGCUGAAGAAGGCCUAUGCUGAAGAAGGUGGAGAUGACAUCGAUUUUGAUCGGCGUCAACUUAGCUCUGAUGAAUCUCUUGCUUUUGGGUGGCAUAAGAUGGAUGAGGAUUCAUCUGCACACCGGUCCUCAGUGUCUGAAUUUGGAGAGGACAAUUUUGCCAUUGGCUGUUGGGAGCAAAAGGAGGUUAUAAGUCGUGAUGGGCAGAUGAAGCUCCAGACUCCGGUAUUCUUUGCCUCCAUCGACCAGCGGAGUGAAAGGGCUGCUGGUGAGAGUGCUUGCACUGCUCUCGUGGCUGUCAUCGCUGAUUGGUUCCAAUCAAACCGAGACCUAAUGCCCAUAAAGUCUCAAUUUGAUAGUCUGAUCAGAGAUGGGUCACUGGAGUGGAGGAAUCUUUGCGAGAAUGAAACUUAUCGGGAAAGAUUCCCCGACAAGCACUUUGACCUCGAGACUGUUCUCCAAGCCAAGAUUCGGCCGCUAGCUGUUGUUCCUGGGAAGUCAUUCAUCGGUUUCUUCCACCCUGAUGGGAUGGAUGAGGAGGGUUUCGAUUUUCUCCGCGGGGCAAUGUCAUUUGAUGAAAUCUGGGAUGAGAUCAGCCGCUCGGGAUCAGAGUGCCCCAGUAAUGUUGAGCCUCGUAUUUAUAUUGUCAGUUGGAAUGACCACUUUUUCGUCCUCAAAGUCGAAUCGGAAGCUUACUAUAUAAUUGACACAUUGGGGGAGAGGCUGUAUGAGGGUUGCAAUCAAGCUUAUAUCCUCAAAUUUGAUGAGAACACAACAAUCUCCAAAAUGCCAAAGGUUGAGAAAUCUUCCGAGGAGAAAACCUCGAGCUCAGGAGAACCCAACAGUCAGCAGCAACAGGAGAACGCGAGUCCCAGGGAAGAGAGUGCCGGGGAUGUUUUGAGCGAGGAGAGUAAAGAGGAGGAAGUGGAGAUUGUGUGCCGAGGAAAGGAGUCAUGCCGGGAGUACAUAAAGAGCUUCUUGGCAGCAAUUCCCAUAGGGGAACUUCAGGCAGAUAUGAAGAAGGGCCUGACAAUGGCUUCAGCUCCACUUCAUCACAGGCUUCAGAUCGAAUUCCACUACACUGGAAUCACACAGCAGCUAGCGGUCACCCCGAUAGUUGAGACUGAAAGCAAAGAGGAUAUUAUCGAGGCUGCAGCAGUGGAGGAAGAAGCAACCAUUGGAAUUAUGCAGCAGCUCGAGGUUACCCCGAUGGUUGGGACUGAAGGCAAAGAGGAAAUUAUCAAGGCCGCAGCAGCAGAGGAAGAAACUUAGGUAACUUUCAGGAGUCCAGUAACUGUAUAGAGGGACGACAACUACUGACAUGUUCUGUUUCGUUACAAAAUGAGCGGUCUAUAUUAAUGAUGUCAAGGCGUGUUAUCCCUGUUAGAGAGAAGGAAACUAAUCUGAGAUUUCGAGCGAGCGGUGUAAGAAAAACUUGCCGGGCUCCUCCCUUUGUUCAGUGCCUAAAUGCUAAUUUCAUCUUUUAUCCCUGAUCAUAUGUCUUGAGUCUCUUUUCAUUUGUCUAGCACAUCUUCCAGACAACCGGGCAUCAAAGCUCAGUCCCUAACCUGAAGGGAUUCGGCAAAACUGUUUUCCACGAGAUAUGGAUACUCCCUUCACAUGAUAUUCUGUUCUGCUGUGUAAGCUGUAAAGGUGCUGAAUUGAGGGACCAUAGAUUCUCUUGUGAUCUGAUGUCCCUUUCUUGAAUGGAAAUUUGGAAAAA